AUGGCUGAGUUGGGAGCGGGAGCAGUCCUCGGCAUCAAACAAUUCUCCGUGCAGUUGACAGGGUUAAGCAUGAAAAGUUAUCGAGCCUAUCAACGAGCGAGAAACGAGCUGGACUAUUUCUGCACCUCGGUUUCAACGUCCUCCGUGACACUGAACCUCUUCUGCCAAAGUAUGAAAGGAGCGAUAGAUCAAGUGAUCGGUCUAGGAAAGGAUUCACAAACGAUUGGGUUGCUAGAACAGCUUUCUAGAGCAGUCGAGGACCGAAUGGGAAAGAUCCAUCAAGGAUUUAUCCGAUUACGAGCACUAGGACAUCCUAAAGCUUCAACUAUCUCACAUCUCCAGACUAGAGUGAUGUGGGUCAUCGUGGAUGAGCGGGAAAUGAAGGAGCUAUUGGCGAGCCUCGAACCCAUCAAGUCGACGAUGAAUCUGCUGGUCAAUCUCUCGCUAAUGAUGGAGUACAGAAAGUCCUGCGAGGCGCGGAUAAAAAUGCUGAAGGGCGAAGCUGAGGAGAAACAACGUCAGUAUGAAGCAUUGCGUACAGUUAGUACCAGCGACGUCAACAAUACUUUCUAUGAGGAGACCAUGCGCCCCCAGCUGGUGAGGGAAAUUGUUGAACGCGUACAUGUUUUGGCGACGGAUCGCGUUUCAGCUUCAAGGGUCAUAAUGAAGGAGGUCGAGCGAGAGCAGACAUCUUCGACACGGACUCGAGAUAAGCUUCGACGAAGCGUUGCACGAGGAGCCCAACUCAUCCUCCUCCAAACUCACCCUCCUUCAUUUUCACGACCAGAACAACCUGGACAGGGCAUGGAUCGAUCACGCCCUCGACCAAUUACUCGAGAAUCGGGGCAAGUUAUCGACCAUACUGCCGAGUUAUUCAGAAGCCCCGGAGAUGAAACCCGACAGACUUAG
Messenger RNA from Exophiala aquamarina CBS 119918, 909 nucleotides. RefSeq lists its product as uncharacterized. The record is from RefSeq and is a predicted model, not a curated record. The transcript has 2 exons. Lineage: Eukaryota; Fungi; Ascomycota; Eurotiomycetes; Chaetothyriales; Herpotrichiellaceae. Bases 1 to 909 code for a protein of 302 amino acids.